CGCUCUUUGCGCCGUCCCGUCCGCGUGAGCACUGAGCGUAUGUGUGCGUACUGCGUGUGUGCCCUGAGACCCUGACUCGUGUAGUCGCGUGCGACUGCGCGCUGUGUACUUAUUCACCACGAUCCCCUCUGCAGCGAGUUUACAUUGCCGACGAGGAUGCCUGCUGCUGCCGUUACCUUGAGCUGGCGUCUUUGAGUUGCAGACACGAGUGUAGCAGCCAUGUCGGAGGAAGCGGCCGAUCCGGGCGCGAGCCGACACGGCAACUUCAUCAACUACUACCAGUUCCACCCGGCGGAGGAGCGGCUGCGGCAGCUUCCGCGCUCCAUCCAGCAGCCCCGGCAACGGCGCAAGUACGUCGCCCUGGACGUCGGCUGCAACGCGGGGGACCUCACGCUGGAACUGCACAAGUUCUUGAGCUCGAGACUGCCGGGCUGCGAGGUCUCGAUCCUGGGCAUUGACCUCGACCCGGUUCUGAUCGGCCGAGCGCGCCAGAAGAACGACCGGCCGGAGUCGGUGACUUUCGAGUGCCUCGAUUUCUUCGCCGACGAGCGCCAGUCCGUCGUCUCCUCCUACCUGCGCAAGCAUCGAGUGUUGCCCAAUCUGUGUAUGACGUUGCGCGCUAGGAGCGGUUCGACUGCAGCUACUGCUUCUCGAUAACCAUGUGGAUCCACCUGAACCACGGCGACGCAGGCCUCGAGCGCUUUUUCCUCGACUUGAGCGCCUGCAGUGAGGAGCUGCUGGUCGAGCCUCAGCCCUGGCGGUGCUACCGGAACGCGGCCCGACGGCUUCGUCGCGCCAACCUCGCCGACUUCCCGCUCUUCGCGCAGCUGCAGGCGCGCGGCGACGUGCAGCAGCACAUCCAGAACAUACUCACGGAGAAGUGCGGCUUCGGAGUGCUCGAGGUCACGGAGCAGAACGACUGGCAGCGGAGACUCCUGCUCUUCCAGAGGAUCCGACACUGAGGGAUUCAGCCUUAUAUAUAUAUAUAUAUAUAUCGUGUGUGUGUGUGUAUAUAUAUAUAUGUAUAUAGUGUAUACGAUCGACGUCGAUCGUGCGCAUUUGAUCAAUUUCGGUUUGUCGCGAAACAACCUUGACGAAAUAUAUGAUACGAACAAAAUUGCACGAUGUAUUGUUUGUUGGCUUUGCCGUUUCACUGCUGCGGCUUCAGUCGACAGCACGCGUUUUCAGCUUUCUUUUCCUCGGCAAACAAACUGUACAAUGUGUGUGCAGUACUGUUAUUCCAGUUUCGCGAAAAACCGUAGUACUCUCGCAUAGCUUGCAGCUUGUCGAAUGCAUCCGACCCUCAUGCAACAGGAAGGAAAAAUAAUAAUAAUCCAGCGCCAGGAGGAUAUUUCAGUCCAACAGGAUUCCUGCUCAAAUUGGUUAAUCGGAUUUGCUUCCAAGUACUUUCACGCCUGCUCUAUUCGUUUCAUCGCCAGCAGAUGGCAGCACCUCGCGGCAACGGUCAUCCGUCGCUACUCGAUCGUCAAAUGAGCGCAAUUCGCUCGCGCUCCGCACACGCGGGCACACACACAAGCACACACACAGCACUGAGCACAAUACACAAUACGAAACAGUCGCCCGGGUAGUGGGGAGAACUCAGCCCGAUAUCUAAUAUCUAUAUACAUUGCACACUAGUCGCACCGACAAACCUAGCGAUGAAUUCCGCGAGCAAGGUAAGUCGAAAAAUCUAAGCUGCGAGAGACGCUUUUCCCGCCAAAGCAUAUUGCUUUGUAUCCUGGCACUUCCGCAAUCGCUAGACCUUCGGGCUCCCGCGCACACAUCCCCAUAUAAUAUUUGGACCCGGUCAUCCUCUGAUCCUUCGCCCCUCAACCGCCUGCGCCUCUUACUUACUUAGCUUCGACACGCACCAAAAACAAUUUCACCCCUUUUGUUGUUGGGCUCGCGGUUGACUCGUGCAAAGGUAUACGCAUAUAUACUCAAACAAGCCAUGGAGAUCAGCAACGGUAACAAUAAGGUCGGUGAGAUCUUCACAGCUGCUGGAGCAGCGUUCAACAAGUUAGGAGAAUUGACCAUGCAACUGCAUCCAACAACUGAUUCUCCAACUGGAUCACAAAUCAGAUCUACCCUCAAGAAAAAAGCAUUCGAGGAAGCUGGUGUUCCCAUGAGGCAGCAACAAAUUAUCACCCAACAACAAGCCACGCCACAAACAAAUGUCCAGCAGGUUCAAAAACAGCCAGCAAGCAAUCCAGGACUAAUGGGCAAGUCAGCUGAAGUGACAUUGAAUAUGUUGAAUGCACCUGAAUCUGAAGUCGAUGUGGAAGGACUGCCAGAAGAAGUUAAAUUAGAGUUUGAUGGAGCAACGGAAGAGGUUACGUCGUAACAAUUAAAUCUGUUUUAAGUGAUGCAACAAAUUUCAGAGACUGCAAGGCUAUGUACAUCAAAUUUGAUAUGCCUCUAUCUAAAAUGAUGUUUACAUUAAUUACUUGUGUAAAAAGUUUGCGACAAAUCGGGGAUACUUUUAAUUAGAAAUCUUACAAUUAUCAAAAGUAAAAAAAUUGAGAGUACAAAAAAUUUAGUUAUGUCAGCAUUUUCGUUACGAUUUGUAUCUUGGUGUCCACAACUGUAAAUUAAGUAGUAAAGUAAGUUUUAUACAAAAGUGUAAAAGAGUAAGUAUGUCCUAUUCUAUAUUUAUGUAGCAGUCAGUUAUUUUCACAAUCAAAAAAACAAAAUGACAGUGAAUUCAAUUAUUUUCUCACAACAAUGCCAUUAGCAUCGUGUAUAAUAUUGUAGAUGAAUAAAUUUAUAAUCUGCAAUUAUUUAGAAAAUGAUUGCUUCAUGUAUUUGCAAUAAAAGUGCAAAAAAUUUCAUAAAAGAGUAGCAACAUAAAAUAUAUAAUACUUGCGAUUGUUUUUAUAUUGCUUAAAAAAAGCAUCCUAUGCAUUGAAAAUAAAUAUUUUUUAUUUGACUUA
Messenger RNA from Nasonia vitripennis (jewel wasp), 2933 nucleotides. RefSeq names its product chromatin complexes subunit BAP18. The transcript is spliced from 7 exons. The record is from RefSeq and is a predicted model, not a curated record. NCBI's taxonomy places the organism in Eukaryota, Metazoa, Arthropoda, Insecta, Hymenoptera, Pteromalidae. Bases 1952 to 2344 code for a protein of 130 amino acids. Gene Ontology annotation, biological process: miRNA metabolic process; negative regulation of pre-miRNA processing. Gene Ontology annotation, molecular function: RNA methyltransferase activity; O-methyltransferase activity. Gene Ontology annotation, cellular component: NURF complex; MLL1 complex; cytoplasm.